AUGCAAUCCACUUUUCCAAAAAAAACUACGUGGCUAAACCUAGACCAACCUCCCGUUUGUGUUAUCUUCUCUCCCCUCUUAAAAUGCAGAGGCAUGUGCAGAGGGAAGAAGUAAAGGAAGGAUGGAUCAAGUGGUGAGAAACAGAGAAGUGGUACUACUUUCCUAUUCCAGUGAAGGGCCUGUCACAGAGGACAAUCUGAAAAUCAGAGAAACCCAACUGAACUUAAAUGCAUGUAAAGAAGGGGAAGUUGUUGUGAAGAAUACGUGGGCCUCAGUGGAUCCAUAUCUCAGAUGGCUUAUGAAAGAACCCAACACGGCACUCUAUAUGGACAGCUUCAAAUUAGAUCAGACCAUCACUGCACUCAUGGUUGGAAAAGUAGUUCUUUCGGCCAAUCCUGAGUUUAAAGUGGGUGAUGUGGUCACUGGGGUGUAUGAAGUGUCUGACUACAGCAUAGUAGGAGGAUCAAAAUUAAGAAAAAUUGACACCAAUCUGGCUAAACCUUCUGAUUAUUUGGGGCCUCUCGGCAUGAUAGGGUUGACUGCUUGGGUGGGUUUACUGCUAAUUGGAGAGCCUAAACCUGGAGAUGAGGUGCUAGUUUCUGCUGCAGCAGGGGCAACGGGACUUAUAGUGGGACAGUUGGCUAAAAUCAAAGGGUGUCGUGUUGUUGGUAGUGUUGGUACUGAUCAAAAGGUGAAGAUGUUGAAAGAAGAAUUUGGAUUUGAUGAUGCCUUCAAUUACAAGACAGAGACAGAUUUGGAUGCAACACUGUCCAAGUACUUUCCAAGAGGAAUAGACAUUUACUUUGAAAAUGUGGGAGGGCAAAUGCUAGAGGCUGUUCUCAACCACAUCAAUAUGAAUGCUAGGAUCCCUCUAUGUGGAAUGAUCUCUCAAUAUAACCAAGAUUGGAAGGAAAGUUAUGGAGUGAGAAACAUUUUUACCUUGACAGGAAAAUGUGCGAAAAUGCAAGGCUUCCUUGUACAUCAGCAUUUCCAUCGUAUGGAGGAAUUUGCAAAGGAGGUGGGAGGGUAUAUGCAACAAGGUAAAAUCAAAUUCAGAGAAGAUGUGACACAGGGAAUAGAGAACUUCUUGGAAGCAUUCAAUUCUCUGUUUACUGGGGGAAAUACAGGAAAAGCUCUUGUUCAAUUCAAAGCCGACUAAUAAGAAAGAACAGUGUGUUUUUCUCAUCUGGAAAUGUGAUCAGAACUUUCCGGAAAGCUUUCUAUCACACUGGAAAAUUUGUAUAGGAGAAUGAAACUUUCUGUGUGCUAUAUAAGUUUCUAAUAUUAUCUUUUAUUUGAAUUA
Messenger RNA from Cryptomeria japonica (Japanese cedar), 1303 nucleotides. RefSeq lists its product as uncharacterized. Lineage: Eukaryota; Viridiplantae; Streptophyta; Pinopsida; Cupressales; Cupressaceae. The coding region runs from base 122 to 1159 and encodes 345 amino acids. The record is from RefSeq and is a predicted model, not a curated record. The transcript is spliced from 6 exons. Gene Ontology annotation, molecular function: oxidoreductase activity, acting on the CH-CH group of donors, NAD or NADP as acceptor.